Molecule: messenger RNA, 543 nt
Organism: Frankliniella occidentalis (western flower thrips)
Lineage: Eukaryota; Metazoa; Arthropoda; Insecta; Thysanoptera; Thripidae
Gene: ox
Product: cytochrome b-c1 complex subunit 9
Exons: 2
Coding region: 95-262 (55 amino acids)
Biological process (GO): mitochondrial electron transport, ubiquinol to cytochrome c
Source: RefSeq, a predicted model, not a curated record
UUGUUACACUCUUCUGAAAAACCAUUCAAGGAGAAUCUUUAGAGGAGAGCAGAAGACUCGACGUUUCGAAAAAUCUUCUUUAAAUCCUUCCAUCAUGGGGAUCGCCGACAUGCUUUUUAAGAGAACGUCAACUAUGGCACUCACAGUUAUAGUUGGCGCAUUCGUGUUUGAAAGAUCAUUUGAUGUCCUUACAAACACAAUUUGGGAUAAAAUUAAUGAAGGAAAACAGUGGAAGGAUAUUAAGAAGAACUAUGAAAGUUGAGAAGAGGAGCAGGUGGCACAAUUUUGCCAAUAUGUAGAUGUACAAAUCCCCAAUUAAAUUUAUGAUACCUUAUGUUUGCUUGUUUUGUCAUUGAACUUAAUGAAAGAAUUUGGGGUGGCUCAUUACAAACCUUGAAGUCCCCAGUCUUAUUAGCUUCAAGUUUAUGUAAAGAACAACUUCAAUAAUAAUGUACAAUUCUAUAAAACCAAUUGGCACUUUGUGUUCAUGAGUUUUGUUAAUGUUAAAAUCAUAUGAAAGAAAAUAAAAACAAACCAAUAUCA